AAUGGCAUCACCAGAAGCAUCGUCUUCUGGAAAUACAGAAGAUCUUCGUAUCGAAGAUUUAUUCCAUCAAAAACGAAAUGAAGAUACGAUUGCUAAAAUAUUUUCGAUUAUUUAUGCUCCAGUUGGUUUAAUUAUUCUUUUAAUUCGUGUUUUCCUCGGUUUCCACACAUUUAUUGUUGCAUGUCUACUCAGAAAAUCUGCUGCUUUGAGAAUGCACACUCUUCGAAUUAUGUGCUCAAUUCUCGGAAUUGUCGUUGAAAAAUCUGGUCACAGAGAUGAAUCAGCUCGAGUUUUGUGCGCCAAUCAUGUAUCAAUUCUUGAUCAUUUAGCAGUUGAUAUUCUUACUCCAUGCCUUCUUCCAUCUGUUUGGGAUAUUCCAUCGAUUAUUAGAUGGUGUUUUGGAUAUGUAGAUUUGGGAGCAACACGUGGAAGAGAUCAACUUGUCAGUAGAGCCAAACAACUACUCACCAGAGAACAAAUGCCACUUCUCGCAUUUCCAGAAGGAAUUAUUACUAGUGGAGAAAAGGCAUUGAUCAAGUUUAAUACUUGGUGUUUCGAGGUGUCUUCAGUAGUUCAACCCGUCUCAGUGCGUGUGUGGCGUCCGUAUCCUUGGAAAGUUUCAGUUUCAGUAUUGGGUUCUUCAUGGUGGACUGAUCUUUUCUAUUUCUUUGCACUUCCGUUUACUGUUAUCACUGUCGAAUAUCUUCCGAAAAUGGAAAGACGAGAGAAUGAAUCACUCGAAGAAUUCACCGCCCGAGUUGCCGAAACGUUGGCUGGAAAUUUGAAGAUUGCAGUGUCAAAGUUUGGAAUUUCGGACGCAACAGAAGCAGCAAAACGGCUUAGAACAGAUAGAGAACGUGCGAAAAAAGUUGUCGUUAGAGAGAAGACUUCACCUAGACUUGCGGAUCCUCGUCAAAUGGACGAAUGUGCAAUGAGAAUCAAACAAUCAUUUCCAUCAUUCCAUUUAUCUGCAAUUCGACGUGAUUUGGAGAAAACUCGUAGUCAAACUACAACUGUUAAUAAUUUGAAAGCUGGUAAAAUUUCAUCAUCAGCAUCGGAUGGUCAAACUGGAAAGGUUACAUUGGACGCUGGUACGUGGCGUGGAGUAUUCGACAAUCGAAAAUGGCAGAUGAUCGAAGUUAAUCGCCAAAAAUACAUGAACCGCGAUUCUUAAAUUUUCAAAUUAGAUUAUUCGAUUUUUCUUUGGAUUUUAAAACCUUUUAGUCAUCAUGCCUUGUCAUUUCCUUUGCCUGUUCGAUUAAUUUAUUGCAUAUGCUUUGUCUAUUAAUGAAAAAAAAACGUUUAUUAUU
Caenorhabditis elegans is the source of this 1310-nucleotide messenger RNA. RefSeq names its product Lipid droplet-regulating VLDL assembly factor AUP1 homolog (gene F44B9.5). The record is from RefSeq and is marked reviewed. Lineage: Eukaryota; Metazoa; Nematoda; Chromadorea; Rhabditida; Rhabditidae. Gene Ontology annotation, cellular component: lipid droplet; endoplasmic reticulum membrane. Bases 2 to 1174 code for a protein of 390 amino acids. The transcript has 7 exons. Gene Ontology annotation, molecular function: acyltransferase activity; ubiquitin binding.